Molecule: messenger RNA, 3897 nt
Organism: Saccostrea echinata
Lineage: Eukaryota; Metazoa; Mollusca; Bivalvia; Ostreida; Ostreidae
Product: armadillo-like helical domain-containing protein 3
Exons: 27
Coding region: 84-2168 (694 amino acids)
Biological process (GO): regulation of Golgi organization
Cellular component (GO): cytosol
Source: RefSeq, a predicted model, not a curated record
CGUUAUAUUUUAACAGUACCGGAAGUUGCAGAUGAUGCAGGAUUAGUCUGUUAACUCUAUUUCAACGUACCAAUAAAAUUACUAUGAAUCAAGAAGCAGGCACAGAUCUGAAACGCACACAUGGACAUGCAGUAUUGUUACGAAAAAGCUCAUCAAGUAAAAUGGCUCUUAAGGAAAAAGUUGUCCAAAUAUAUGAAUCUUUCUUCCAGGGUGAAGACCCUUCAGUGGGAAAUCCUAACUUUUGGGACGAGUUUUUCUUGCUCAGGCCAAAUAUUCCAUUCAUCGAGGGGGAAUUUGAUAAAGUCAGUGGCGAGGGCCUUAUGAUGUUGAAGGACAAUUUAAACACCCUGUUUUACAAAGCAGUAGAAUCUUUGAAGGAAGAUAAUGUCAUCAGAGUUGUCAAUGCCAUUUAUACAAUGUCAGCAUUAGUUCGUGGAAUAUACAGGAAGAAUUUCGGAGGUUUUGGCUUUGAUGUUAUAAAUAUCUUGAUUGGCUUUGAUGCCGCAGAAACAGUCAUGCAGGAAAUGGUCGAAAAUUUGAAUCACAUUCUGAAUGGAGAGUACCCAACUGCAAUAAAACAGCAAGUUCUCAAAUUCAUCAUGGUUUUAGCCACAGCUUGUGACAACAUCAGUCAGAAUACCCUCCUGGAGUACCUUAUGAUCAACAGUGUGUUUGAAUCUAUCAUCCAGAUUCUAGGUAAUGUUGACCUGAGACUGGUACUAGGGGCUGAUGCUGUCCAGGUUCUCACUCUCUUAGUGCAGUACAGAAAAUACGAGUCUGCGAAUCCAUAUAUUGUGAAAUUGUCUAUAUUGGAUGAUGAGUUGGCUUUAACAGGAUAUGCCCAGGUUGUUCUAGGGGCUUUGUCAGACUUUAACAGGGAGUAUCAGUGCCGCAGCACUGAGGCACAGGCGGGAUGGUUCUCUGCUUUUGCCAGUAUGGUUGGCAAUAUGUUUGUACCUGACGAGAAACAUGUAUCAGCAGUGAGAGCAAAUGAUUUGGUGCUAUUGGCUUUAUACGAGGCCAUCCAUUUAAACAGAAAUUUUAUCACCGCCUUAACACAUACCCAUACGCCAUCAACACCUACCACUCCCCCCUCUUCCCCGACAGUGCCUAUGUCCAAUCCUCUCAAUGACCCGGCUCCUGCCCUGCAAAAUUUAGACAAAGCCCUUUUGGAGCAGUCAAGUCAUCCUACAAAUCUGCUGGUGACAUUUUUAGAGUACAGUUCUAUAGUAAUGCAGGAUACAAAAGAUGAAACAAGGCAUAGUAAUGCCAAACUUUGUCUAGUCAUAUUAACAUGCAUUGCAGAGGAUCAGUAUGCCAACUCCCUUAUGCAUGAUGUCAACAUAAACUUCCGAGUCAAACUACACAGAAUGCCAAUGAGACAUCGGAAAGUGAAAGUAGAAAAAGAUACCCCUUCUCGCCCCCUUGUUUGUGCUCUUUUAGAUUUAAUGGUUGAAUUUAUAAUGAGCCAUAUGAUGAAAUCCUUCCCUUUGGAGUUGUAUAAUCGAUGUUUGGGAAUCACACAGCGGGUCCUGUGUUACCAGAAGAAGUGUCGAGUUCGGCUCCAGUAUCCAUGGAAAGAACUUUGGACCGCUCUGAUCAAUCUUCUGAAGUACCUGUUGUCCAAUGAGUCCAAUCUCCUCAAGAAGCAUAAUAAUAUUUUCCAUUUGUCCUCAAAGAUUGUGAAUAUUUUCAACUUAUUCAUCACCUAUGGUGACACCUUCCUGCCAAAUCCUAACAGCUAUGAUGAACUGUAUUACGAGAUUAUCAGAAUGCACCAAGUUUUUGACAACCUCUACUCAAUGGCUCUGAGGUACACUACAAGUGAUGGAGAGAGCAAAGAGUCAGCGGCCAGAUUAACCAAUCAUCUUGUCAAUAUCAAGGCCAUCAUCAAUCAUUUUUCUCCUAAAGUGGACUCCUGGGCAGCUGCCAAUCAGCUCUCCUCCCUUACAGAGGAACAGGUUCUGGAUGUAGUGAGAGCAAACUACGACAGUCUGACAUUAAAGUUACAGGAUAGUUUGGAUCAGUAUGAGAGAUAUUCAGAAAAACCAAGGGAAAGUGCUUUCUUCACCACUCUGGUACGUUCCGUCGUGUCAGAUGUGCGGAAAAGUGUCAGUAAUCUGGCUCAGUAUCAUCACCAGGUGUUACAAAGUGUAGCUGAGAUGUAAACAGGUUGAUUUGUUAGACUUCUAUAUAAUAGAGCUGUGUAUUUAAAUAUCAACCGAUUGAUACAAUUUGAAACCAAGAGUGUACAGAUUAUUUAUUUUAUAGAACUUGUGAAAAAUCCUACAGGUGUGAGGCAAAUUUCUACUUUUUCACAAGUUUUUACCUUUAUUUUCAGCUUUAGAAUUUUCAUCUGAAAAAGUAUCUAAACAUGUACAAUGCACAUGUAUGUAUAUUCAUUAUUUUAUAAACUUGUGAUAAAAAAGGCAGGUUGGAGGGGCACUGUCAGAAAUCCAAGAAAAUUGAGUGCUUCUUUUGAAAUAGUGAGAGGAUUAAUAUACAUACACAUGUACAUGUAUGUACAUUUAUUCAAUAGUAUUCACAACUUGUUACCUGUCUUCAGUCAUUGAUGCAUUUGUCAGCUUAAUGCCAGCACACUAUAUAUAUAGAAAGGAGAGAUAUACAUUAUUUUAUGAACACCUUUUGUGAUUAUUAAUGACUACACCAAGUACAGAAUUGUAUUCUGCAAUUGCAUGAAAAAUCCGAAUAAGGCAAAAUGUGUAAAGUACAGGUUUGGUACUCACAUUUAGACAGGUGUUUGGUAAAGGAUUUGUUUUGUAUAUUACAUGUACCAAAGGGCUUUCAGCACUGGGUGUUUUCUGUCUAUUGUAUGAUAGCUAUGUGUACAUUAUAUGGGUAAAAAACAUUUAUUUUACUGUAUAAUUUUUAGCUCACCUCAACGAAGUAGGGGGAGCUUAUGUAAUACCCUCGGCGUCAGCAUCCCAGGUUAAAGUUUUUGGAGCAGAUUUCUUUUCAAGUACUUCUAUGCCCUAUGUCAAUCAGAUGCUUCUAGUAUGUUUCAUUGUACUAGUCAAGGUUUCAGAUACUGCAAUUUCAGUUAAAAAUGACCAGGUUAACAUUUUUGGAGCAGGUUAAAGUUUUUGGAGCAGAUCUCAUUUCCAAGUAACUAUAAGACUCAUAUUGACCAAACUUGCAUGAAUGAUACAUCUAAGGAUGUACACUACUGGACUUGCUUCAGAUGCUGGAUCUGACUAUAUUUUCCAGUUGAGUGACAGGUUAAAGUUUUUGAAGCAGGUCCAUUGCCAAGAAACUAUAAGGCCUAUCUGAACCAAACAUGCAUGGAUGAUGCAUCAAGGGAUGAUCACUUUCAAACUUGCUUCGGAUGCUGGAUUUGACACAUUUUCUGGAUGAGUGAGUAGUUUAAAGUUUUUAGAUAAGUCCAUUCCCAAGUAAUUGCAAGCCCUAUCAGAUCAAAAUUGCAUAAAUGUUACAUCUAGGGAUGCACACUAGUAGAUAAUUAGUUUAUUAUGGGACUUUGCCUUACUUAACAUUCAUUGAGGUGAGCUCUGUAAUCUCAGAUUACCUAUGUUUUAAGGGUAUGGUAGCAACUUGUUUUUUGUUGGUUUUUUUUUUUUUUUUUAAUAAAAACUCUAAACUUUAAGUUGUUACAGAUCUUCAGAAGGUAGUGGCAUGCUUCUCUCUUAAUCUUUGUACAUACAGAUGAAAUCUAUGUUUCCAAUGCUUUUUUCUGUGGGGUCCAUGAACUAUAUUUUAAAAUGUGUACAACUUACUUUAAUGCAUGUAGGAUCGCAUUGCUAUGUAUGCCAUUGUGGUGUAGACAAUAAGAAGAAGAAGUUGCAUGUAUUUGACAACAUGUACAUUUAUUUAUGUUGUAAAAUAAACUUAUGCAAUAAACUGAUAAUGUUAAACUCA